UGGGCGUUUACGACUAUCUGGAAUUAAGUGGCAUGGGGCAGAGGUUUCGUGAUUAUGUCGCGCGACCUGCGUCAUACAGUGCUUUUGUGAUGUCAGUGAUUUACUUCACUCGUUUUCGCGACAAGAGCAAGUGUGCGCUUUUCGUGAGAAAUAAUAAGCUCUUUUACAAAUCGGAGAUGAAGUGGGUGACUGCGCUUUUAGCGCUUUCAUUUGCAUUUUUUCUUUCAAAUGCUACACAUGGUUCUAGACUGGAAGGGAGUCUUCCAGCCAAUGAGAGACAAGAGUUCUUCUUCGUUGAUCACAACCACGAGACGAUUUUGACCAGAGAAUGGAGUGACAAGGUGCAUAUGAUUAAGAUUCAAAUUCCGUCCAUGAAACUUGAUGUGAAGUUCAUUUACGACAAAAACUCCAUUGAUGUUGACAAAAACUCCAUUGAUGUUGACAGCAAACCCGAUGGACACCAGAAACCCAAGCUUCUCGAGGUAUUCACUUCCUUUUGUUUGCGACUCCAACGAUUAACUUCAGCCUCACUUGAUAAUAACUAGCGCAGUUAAACUGGAGCAAAUUGAAAGAAAAUGGAAAGUUUCCGCUUCUUACGACUCCCGUGGCAUGGAUUUUGUGACCUUUGGCAGCAAGUGAGCGCUCUUACAAGAAGUAUCAUCAGUGCUUAGGGGGAGCGGGGAUGAUGCGGUGUUGAGAAUGCUCGCCCCCUUCUGCUGUGGCCCGGGUUGGACUUCCAGACCUGGCGUCCUAGAUCCGAGGGUUUUUCUCUAGGUCUUUCGAUUUUCCUCCCUUCACAUAAACCAACAUUCCAAUUCGACCUGGAAACGGUGUACAAGAAGAGCUAACUGGUGGGAUGUUCACUGCUAAAUUCCCAUUCCCAAUUCUCAGUAUAUCACGACUUCCGGAGAUUUACUCGUAAGCGGUCGAGGCGCACAGGAUAAUGAUAACGAUUCUAGUUCUGUAGAUUUGUUUUGACGGACGACAGAAUCUCAGUUCAGCCUCUGGGGAAAACAAGUUUACAGUCCUAGUUUCUAUUCUGUGUUCUGCUGACAGUUAGAACUCUAAAUACAUUCAAAUUAACAAGCAUAACAACUUCUACG
Molecule: messenger RNA, 1103 nt
Organism: Stylophora pistillata
Lineage: Eukaryota; Metazoa; Cnidaria; Anthozoa; Scleractinia; Pocilloporidae
Source: RefSeq, a predicted model, not a curated record